Messenger RNA from Hippopotamus amphibius kiboko, 3888 nucleotides. RefSeq names its product protein kinase AMP-activated non-catalytic subunit beta 1 (gene PRKAB1). Gene Ontology annotation, cellular component: nucleotide-activated protein kinase complex; nucleus; cytoplasm. The record is from RefSeq and is a predicted model, not a curated record. Gene Ontology annotation, biological process: signal transduction. NCBI's taxonomy places the organism in Eukaryota, Metazoa, Chordata, Mammalia, Artiodactyla, Hippopotamidae. Gene Ontology annotation, molecular function: protein kinase binding. The transcript has 7 exons. Bases 333 to 1145 code for a protein of 270 amino acids.
CCCAACGCUGUGGGUCGGGUCGAUUUGAGGAAGUGUCGAAAGCGGAAGUAGCUGAGAGGUGGGGGAGUUAUUUGGAGAGAAUCGAGUUAUCUUAUCGCUCGGUGGGUUCGCGCCGCCCCAGCCUGAGUGUCAGGUAAAGCGCGUUCGUGAGACCUCGCCAGCCCUGCUGACGCGGCUUGAGCCGGCUCCCGACCCCGAACCUUAGCCUGAGGGGUUUGGUACCCGGUGCUCCGAUUCUUACCUGGGGUCCCGGUGGAGGUCCAGGGAGUCACUUGUCCGUCUCUUGGAGUGAGGCCCCGUCCGGCUUCCCGGGGUCCCCGUAGACCCUCGCCAUGGGCAACACGAGCAGCGAGCGCGCUGCGCUGGACCGGCAGGGCGGCCACAAGACGCCCCGAAGGGACAGCUCGGGGGGCUCCAAGGAUGGGGACAGGCCCAAGAUCCUGAUGGACAGCCCCGAGGACGCUGACCUCUUCCACUCCGAGGAAAUCAAGGCUCCGGAGAAGGAGGAGUACCUGGCCUGGCAGCACGACCUGGAAGUGAACGACAAGUCUCCAGCCCAGGCUCGGCCAACUGUGUUUCGGUGGACGGGGGGCGGAAAGGAGGUUUACUUAUCUGGCUCCUUCAACAAUUGGAGUAAACUUCCCCUCACAAGAAGCCACAAUAACUUUGUAGCCAUCCUGGAUCUGCCCGAAGGAGAGCAUCAGUACAAGUUCUUUGUGGAUGGUCAGUGGACACACGACCCUUCCGAGCCAAUAGUAACCAGCCAGCUUGGCACAGUUAACAACAUCAUUCAAGUGAAGAAAACUGACUUUGAAGUAUUUGAUGCUUUAAUGGUGGAUUCCCAAAAGUGCUCCGAUGUGUCUGAGCUGUCCAGUUCCCCUCCAGGACCCUACCAUCAGGAGCCUUACGUCUGGAAACCAGAGGAGCGGUUUAAAGCACCACCCAUCCUCCCGCCACAUCUUCUCCAGGUCAUCCUGAACAAGGACACAGGGAUUUCCUGUGAUCCAGCUUUGCUCCCUGAGCCCAACCACGUCAUGCUGAACCACCUCUAUGCGCUUUCCAUCAAGGACGGAGUGAUGGUGCUCAGCGCGACCCACCGGUACAAGAAAAAAUACGUCACCACCUUGUUGUACAAGCCCAUAUGAAGAGCAGAGCCAGCCGUGGGCCCCGGGAGCGGCGUGCACCACCAGGCUCCGCGCGUGCCUGCUUUCCGCUCGGCGGGGUGGACUGUCAAUUUCCCACCUCACCCUCUCUAUGAGACAUUCAUACCCGCCCUACUCCUACUUGAAGCUUUGUUGCAGACACAGCAGCUGCUGAAGCGUCUCAGGCUGUAACAGUCCCCUUCGCCCCCCGCGGCUGUGAGCCCCGGGGCUCAGAGGCUGAGGGUGGAGGAGGGGGAGCAGAUGGUCUGCAGCCCCCGCGCCGCAGUGCGGAGGACGCUGCGGGUCUAAAUUUACACCCUCUGCACUGAGCCUGGAGACUUCUCUUAAGCCAAAAAUGAACACUAGCCACUUUGCUAGUGGAAAUCUGGGAGGCAGGUGCCAAGGCCGCACAGAAUCUCUCAUCACAUGUGUGUUUGUCUUGACCUGUCCCUGCCGGGGCCUGGCCGUGGACCUCCCGGCGAGUACGGUGUUGGUCCUGCCUGUCCUCUGAAUUCAAAGCAAUAGAUCGUCUUCCAUUCCCUGCUCCGGGGAGGCGUAAUUUCUAUAGAAAUUAGAACCUAUCUGAUUUCCAGAUGAAGUUUUACAAUUGUUUCUUACACUGAUGUGCAUUAAGUAUUUUUUUUUUAACCAGAGGUGACUGACUAUACAGCCUUAGGGCAAUUUUUAAAUCACCCCACUAGACGAUAGAUGACGUGAACUGUGCUCAGCAAUAAUCUGUUCUCAGAGCAGACUUGGAAAACCACGGCCGGAUUUCUCUGUUAAGCUGGAAGGUCCUGUGGACUGACCACUGCUAGCUGGACGGUUGUCCAGCUUUUUAUUCGAAUAGCAAUGAGGUGACAGUGUUACCAUGAAAAUUUUGGAGUGGCGCCCUCGCCUAGCCUGUGCCACCUUGCUUGGGACCUCUUGUCCCAACUCAGCAAAGAAGGCUGUAGCAAUUGCUGUUGCUUAUUCUGAAAGGAAAUUAGGACUUGGAAGGAAUUAGAACUUGCGCAGCCUUCUGAAUCUGUGUCAGGAAGAAAUCCUUUAGACCAAAGCAAACCUCUCCACAUGGCUCAGUUUCCAGGGAGAUGCGGAGACGUGCGCAUUAGCAAGAUCCUGUCCCCAGGUCGGCAGAAGCUGUCGUCCUGCCCCGUGUUCCUGCUGGGAGACAGAGGAACAGGAUCCCUGAUGUUCAGUAUUUAUUUGGUGACCCUAAGUCCGGGAUACCCUUUUUUGUUAACCGUUUUCAAAACACUGAAUUACCGUCACCUUGAUGUACAGGUUUCAAUAAAGCUUUGUAAAGAUAACAGACAUGCACUUGGAGGAAGCUUUGAUUUCGUGCAGUGGUUUGGAGAAGAGCCUGGAGCUCUCCCCAGGGUAUAUAAGCAGUGCUUUUCAAUCUUUUUCCUGCCGUGGCAUACAUUGAAAAUGGUACCAUCCUUGUGGCACUCUGGGGUGAGUGGGCAGGGCAGCUCGGCUGGCUCCAGGCCUGGGCACCUUUCCCUGACCCACCUCUCCUGCACACAGAUUAGAAAGCUGUGCAGUUGAGCCCCUUGGCAGCGCUCAGUCAUGGCGGGGAGCUGAGGAGAGGCGGCAGUGAAGGCCUCCAGCUUGUGCAGGUGGGCAGCGUCCCCAGGCAGCGGUCUUGCUGUUUCUUGCUCGUUGACAAGCGCCACAGGGGAGCCUGGGAUCAAGACACCCACAUAGAAGACCCCCAGGUGUUCUGGAGUCUGCUGUUCUCACCAGCGAGAAGGGUCUCUGUCCCUCCUACCAAAAACAUGGAAGGUUACAGUGUCCUUUUAAUAAACUUUCUCUAGCCAGGCAUCAGGAAAUGUAAAUUUAGGAGAAAAGGGAACCCCUAGGGUCAUCUGAUCCACAUGAGGUGAAGUGUAGCUUAGAAAGCUUUCCUAGCUGGGUAAUUAGCUGUCUCACCCUGAAAACCCAGGUGAUGUGGGCGGUAUUAUUUAAGUAGACUAAGGAAAUAUGCAAAAAUCCUCUUUCCAAAACUGAAUAAAAAAAAUUUUUUUUUAGUUACUGAAGUAUAGUUGGUUUUACAAUAUUGUGUUAGUUUCAGGUCUACAGCAUAGUGCUUCAGUAUUUUUAUAGAUUGUAUUUCAUUACAGGUUAUAAAAUACAGGGUAUGAUUCCCUGUACUAUGCAGCACAUCCCUGUUGCUUAUCUAUUGUGUGUGUAGUAGUUGUUAAUCCUGUGCCCCUCAUUUGCCCCUUCCCUCCCUUUCCCCUUUGGUAACUGUAAUUUUGUUUUCUGUGUCUCUGAGUCCAUUUCUAUUUUGUGUAGACAUCCAUUUGUAUUAUUUUUAGAUUCUACAUAUGAGUGAUAGCAUGUAGUACUUAUUUCACUAAGCAUGAUAUUCUCUCCAGGUCCAUCCACGUUGCUGCAAAUGGCAAUAUUUCAUUGUAUGUGUGUGUAUAUCUUAAGUCAGUUGUCUGUUGAUGGACACUUGGGUUGCUUUCAUGUCUUGGCUACUGUAAGUAGUGCUGCUGUGAACAUUGGGUGCACGUAUCUUUUCAAAUUGGUGUUUUUGGUUUUUUCUGGAUAUAUACCCAGGAGUGGAAUUGCUGGAUCAUGCAGUAGUUCUAUUUUUAGGUUGUGUUUUUUGGUUUUUGGUUUUUUUUAGGAGCCUCCAUACUGUUUUCCAUAUUUGCUGCACCAGUCUACAUUCCCACCAACAGUGUAGGUUUCCCUUUACCCUAUACACUCUCUCCAGCAUUUGUUAUUCGUAGAC